Megalops cyprinoides (Indo-Pacific tarpon) is the source of this 1264-nucleotide messenger RNA. RefSeq names its product chromosome 17 C1orf131 homolog (gene fsaf1). Bases 78 to 848 code for a protein of 256 amino acids. NCBI's taxonomy places the organism in Eukaryota, Metazoa, Chordata, Actinopteri, Elopiformes, Megalopidae. The transcript has 7 exons. The record is from RefSeq and is a predicted model, not a curated record.
ACAUUUUGGUUGUACAGUAAAUUUGUUAAUGUUAGCUUCCUAGCUGUUGCGUUUCAUUGCCACCCAAACAGAUAAAAAUGAGUCGUAAAAUUGACGAAGAUGGUGGAGAUACCGAUCAUAAAUUUCUAGAUGAUGUAUUGAAUAAGCUUUAUGAUUUUGGGGAUGGAGCACGACAAGGAAGGAAAAAGAAAUCGCUGAAGCCUAAGAAAAGGAAAUGUAGUGAAGAGGAAAAGGAGUUAACCUCUGUUUGCAAUGGCAACGAGGACAGUGUUGACGAAUGCCAUGAGCUGACAGAGCAACGUAUCGUAGUGACUGCUGUCUCAGAAUCCAGUAAAGAUGGGAAUACAAGAUUGGCCACAAAACGACCUGCACAAGUAGAGAUAGUGACGUUCCAAGACCCCUCAAAGAAAAAGAAAGUGACAAAAACCCUAGCCCCUGAAGUGAAGCCUCCCCCAACAGAAGAGAAGAAAGAGGACUCAAAAGAAUUCAGUCUGGAAAAGGCACGGUUGGAGGUUCACAGAUUUGGAAUUACUGGGUAUCAGAAAGAACAGCAGAGAAUGUUUGAACAAGAGCGAGCCAUCAUGUUAGGAGCCAAGCCACCCAAGAAGGAAUACGUCAAUUACAAAGUUUAUCAACAAAUGAUAAAGGAGAAGAAGCUGAAAGCAAAAGAAGAGGUGAAACUGGACAAUAAGAAAACGAAAAAAAGAGAGAGCAAGCCCAGAGAUGAGAAAAAGAAGGCCUCUUCAAGUGUCAUACCAACAGGCCAGGUGGGGCGGUUUAAAAACGGAAUGCUGGUGUUAAGCUCCAAGGAAAUACAAAGGAUAAAAUCCUCCAAAGUGAUAAAGUGAAAGUUUUUCCAAAUGUGUAACAUUUGUGGCUGUGCCACAUUUGACAAAAAUGUGUUUGUGUACCAAAUAUUAAAUAUGAAUAUGCAGAACACUCUGCAGAUGAACUGUUGGAUGUGGUAAAUAUAUUUUAUGCAAUAGCUUCCUCUGUAUCAGGAUCUUUCCCAGAUUUGGGCCCGUUCUUUUUGAUUUUAUUCAGUUUGUAGAAUACUGCUGAAGGCCUUUUUGUGUUGCAGCUAAAAUGCAUAAAAACACUUCAGGCUGUUUCACCCUUUAUUGCCCCAAGACAGAAUCAAAUGGAGAAGCCUGUUUAUAUGCCAUCACAGUUUAUUGAUUUUAAAAAGGGGAAAAAGACAUUGCUUUUCUUUUCUUUUACACUAUAUAUUAUGAAAACAAUGCCAAUACAAUGCAUUUCAUAU